AAGGACACCAACACAUGAAGUGUUUCAAAAUAACAAAAGUUUUCUCAAUUCAUUACGAAAAGUUGCAUUUGUCGCUUGUGCGUGAGUUUUGUGUUUGGCUUGCUCCACAUUUAGAAAAAAAAGCUAACCCUUACCACCAAGCUCCGAUAAGAUAAGCCGCGCCGUUGGAGCAUUUCGACCUAACAUUUCGUAGCAGGUAUUUUCAACGACAAGAUGCAACUGCUGGUGCUAGCGAUCUACUUGGUGGGACUCUUUAGCAGCGCUGCUGCUGUCGACUGUCCCAUUGCCUGCAAAUGCCGUUGGAUAAUCGAUAGUCUCUAUGCGAAUUGCUCGCGACGCGGCUUGACCAGCUAUCCGAAGUUCUUUAAUGUGCCCGUGGAGCAUUUGGAUCUCUCCUUCAACAACUUUACAGAGUUCCCACGACAAUAUGCCGACAUGGACUCGUUGCUGUAUCUGGAUUUGUCGGGCAAUCGCAUAGCUAAUCUGGAGGCUGAGGCGCUGAUAGGCUUCACCUCCCUACGCACUCUGCUGCUGGCCAGCAAUUCAAUUGUCGAUUGGUCGCACAUCAAUCCCAACGAGGCCUUCAAGUAUGCGCCCAGUUUGAAGAAACUGAGCCUCAGCGGAAACAGUUUGGGCAACUUUGGAGGCGACGUUGCUAGCGAGCAGCUCAAUAGCCAAUCGCUCAAUGAACUGGACCUGUCCGCGGCACAGAUUAGCAUUGUGGGCGGCGAUGUACUGAUCAAUCAGCUGCCCAAUCUGCAACGCCUUUCCCUGGCCAACAACCAAUUGGGGCAGCUAACACGCUUGCCGUCGAGAAGUCUACUCGAUCUGAACCUGAGCAACUGCAGCGUGCAACGUCUUAGCCCCAUGUUCAUUGAGGCCUUACACAACUUGGAAGUGCUCAAUUUGUCGCACAAUACUGCGCUCCAAUUUGGCUGGGAAGAGGAUCUAAUUGUCGGCUUGGAGCUGCGCAACUUGGAUGUUUCCUAUUGCAAUCUGGACCAAAUCGACUUGAGUGGCCUGCCCGUGCUCGUGGAGGUGCGUCUGCGUGGCAAUCUCCUGCGCUCGGUGGAUCAGUAUACAUUUGACAACAAUACGUUCUUGGAACUGAUUGAUCUAUCCAGAAAUGUGCUGCGCUUUAUAGGCAAUGCAGCGUUCAAUCCAUUGAAGCGGCUUAAGCACUUGAAUUUGGCCUACAAUGAGAUUGCGCAUCUGGAGCGCAAUCUCAUCAGUGACAAUGAUGUGCUCUUGGAGCUCAAUCUAAGUCGUAAUAUUAUACAGAAGCUAACGAAAAUAGUGUCCAACUCGGUGCGUGUCAUUGACCUCAGCUGGUGUGAAAUCAGCAUCGUUGAGAGCACGGCGCUAACUGGCUUAUCGGCUAUACAACGCUUGGACUUGUCCAAUAAUCUGAUUAGCAAUUUUCCCAGUUUGAUGCGCUCGGAAACGCUGCAACAUCUGAAUCUAGCCAACUGCAGGCUAUCAACGAUUAGAAACAACAGUUUCAGUGGCUUUCCCGAGCUUGCAGAUUUGCAUUUGAAUGGCAAUCGUUUGAUCAAUCCCAUUCCACCUGGCCAUUUUCGUGGGAACAAAUUCCUCGAUCAAAUCUGGCUGGGCGAUAAUCCCUGGAUAUGCGAAUGCCAGAAUCCCUUGUUCAUCGAGUUCUAUGACUAUCUAACAAUGAAGCCGGCCAAGCUCAAGGACCGUCAUAAUUUGCGCUGUGCCUCGCCGGCCAGCUACUAUGGUCAGCUGUGGGAUUAUGCCUGCCUCUCCGACUGGACAGUGAGUGCGCGCAACAGCAGCGGCGAGAAGGUCUGGUCGACCAUCAUGCUCUGCAUUCUAGGCCUGGGUUUGCUGGCUCUGAUGUUUGGCUGCUUUCAGAAGAUGAUGCGUAAGCAUAAGCAACGACAGAAUCGCAGAGAAUAUAAUUCUAACCAAGAAGAGCUGCAACGCAUACGUGAUAUUAACGAACGGAUGCUGCGCGAGGAAUCUUCAGCCACAUUGCAGCAGCAGCAGGAGAUUAGCUUAUUGCCCUCCUAUGAGGAUGCAUUGCGUAUGCCCAAGCUGGAGCGUCCAGCUAAGUCCAUGCUGGAUCUGUCCGCUGCGGAGCGCAAUCGCAAGCAGCUGCGUCGUAGCCAGACUCAAGCAGACGGCGACAACUCGGCCGGCGAGGAGGAACUGCAGCUGGACACGCGUCAAAGAUUCCGUAGCGUAGAAAUGCUUUCCAAUCGUGACAAAGAGAGAACGGCACAGUAUCAGCCACAUCGACGCACAGGUUAUAUGGAAUACAAUACGCAGUCGGGUAGUCGUCGCUUGAGCAUCGAGGAGUCACGUUUUCCGGCUGCUCAUCUGAAGCGACAAAACUUGCAGAGCGCCGAGCAAAUUGGCAAUUUCCAGAGCUACGAGAACAGUCCGUAUACGAAGAGAAAGCCAAAGAUAGCCGAGAUACCGCCCUUUAAGCGUGUCAAUAUUAUGGCCGACAGUGUAGAGUUCCUCACCGAUCCCGAAUACGACAGUAUGGGCAGCAAGCCAGGCAGUCCCUUUGCCAAACGCAAGCCCAAGGUGCCAACUAACUUACAGGUGAGCGCACAGGUGUACACGAUGGAGCAUAAUCUGCCGGCUGCUGUCCAGCUCGAUCCAGCUGUCGAGGAUUACUAUAGCAGCGGCCAUAAAAAGGCCGCGUCCACGUCAACCAUAGCCAGUGAUUUCCAGGAGAUUGCUGUGCCAGAUAUCGCCUCGUUGCCUGAUGACGACACUCGUUCAAAUGUCUCCACAUCCGCCGCCGAGAUCGAUCUGGAGCGCGGCAUGCGCAGGAAGCGAAAGAACUCAUCCACUCGUCGGGUUAGCGGAAAUUUUAGCGCUGCUGCCGCCGCGGACAGCUCGAGCUCCGCCAGCGAAGGCGAACGCAGCGUUCCAGUUCACAAGCCCAUGAGAGAGACACUAUUCUAAGCACUCAAAAACAAACACAACGACAAAGCUUAAAUUAAUUCUUGUUACAUUUUUCUAUAUUUAGAUUUAAGGCCUAUUUAAACUUCAUGUAACGCACGCAUCUAUAGUAAAAUAUAAU
Drosophila hydei is the source of this 3064-nucleotide messenger RNA. RefSeq lists its product as uncharacterized. Lineage: Eukaryota; Metazoa; Arthropoda; Insecta; Diptera; Drosophilidae. The coding region runs from base 214 to 2946 and encodes 910 amino acids. Gene Ontology annotation, molecular function: protein binding. The transcript is spliced from 5 exons. The record is from RefSeq and is a predicted model, not a curated record.